AUGGCAACACUGAAAGCACGCAACAUCCUGAUCACUGGAGCCAACCGGGGCCUGGGUUUAGAACUGGUGAGGCAACUGGUGGAGAUUCCUUACCCCAACCGCCAGAUCUUCGCCUGCUGCCGUGACCCUGAUGGCCCCAAAUCAAAGGUCCUGCAAGAACUGGCUAAGAAGCACCCCAGUGUCAUUAAAAUGAUCCGCCUAGAUGUGACUGACUCAGGCAGUAUAAAAGAAGCAGCAGAGAGGGUGAGCUCACUCCUGGGAAAAGGUGGACUCAACCUACUGGUCAAUAACUCUGGUGUGGCAGCAAAUGGCACCAUCCAGAGCAGCAGUGCUGAUGAUAUGCUGUCCAACUUCAACACUAACGUGGUGGGAUCCUUCAGGGUUAUCAAGGAGUUCCUGCCAUGUCUAAGAAUCUCGGCCAAAGCCAGUGGGGAGCAGGGUAUGUCCUGCAACAAAGCGGCGGUGAUUAACAUGUCCUCCAUCGCUGCCUCCAUGACUCACGCUCCACAGAUAUAUGCUUUCCUGCCUGCAGUCUCUUAUAAAGUCAGCAAGGCAGGCUUGAACAUGCUGACCAUCUGUGCUGCAUAUGAGUUCAAACCUGACGAAAUCCUCUUCACUGCCCUGCACCCGGGCUGGGCACGCACAGACAUGGGGGGACAGAAUGCUACACUUGAUGUCAAGGAGAGUAUUGAGGGUGUGAUUCGUGUGAUGAGCGGCCUCACCGAGGAGCAGCAUGGAGCCUACGUGGACUACACUGGAAAAACCCUGCCCUGGUGAACCAGCAAAUGAAUUCACUCUAACCACUUACCAUCGCUGAGAGCUGAUCCAGGACCAGCUUUAGCUCAUGUUGUCAUGUGUUAACCAGUGAAACACUAAAGGAUAGUCACAGACCAACACUGCAUUGUGGACUGGCAGUAUUAAUGUCACAGCUGAUACA
Molecule: messenger RNA, 937 nt
Organism: Chanos chanos (milkfish)
Lineage: Eukaryota; Metazoa; Chordata; Actinopteri; Gonorynchiformes; Chanidae
Product: C-factor-like
Exons: 6
Coding region: 1-777 (258 amino acids)
Cellular component (GO): cytoplasm
Molecular function (GO): oxidoreductase activity
Source: RefSeq, a predicted model, not a curated record